CGUCGCUCGUUUUCUCCCUUCGACACCGAUCUCGACUUCAAAUCACGACCUGGACUAUCGAUCUCUCCGAACUGGGCUUAACUGACCUUCAAUUUUCGUCAAAAUGGCCCAACAAGGAGGUGAAGCCCCCGUCACCACCAUCGUUCCCUUCAACAACCAGAAGGUCCUUCCCGCUUGCGCCGCCGCUUGCGGUCCCCUCUACGAUGCCAACGGUGCCUGUGUUCCUCCUCAAGUAGCCGCUGAUGCCGGCCCAACCGCCUACACGCAAUGUUUCUGUCUCGACCAACGAGUCGCCGCUUUCUCGACCGCCACUACGGGCGUCUGCGAUGACGCAUGUACCGCGGAUCCCAAGGGCCUUUCAUCAAUCGCUGGCUGGUUCCGAAGCAUGUGUAGCGUUUCGACUGCUCAAAAUGGAGGAACAACAAAGAAAACUGGAACUGGCUCUACGACUUUGACAGGUGACGAUGCAUCAUCAACAGCUGGUAGCAGAGCUGGAUCUAACAAUGGAGGUGGUGAUUGGAUCUCCAACCAUUGGCAAUGGGUUAUCAUGAUUGUUGUUCUCGUUGUCGGCAUCGCAGCCAUUUGGAUCGGCGCCUGUAUCUGGCGUCGCCGUUAUUUGCGAAAGAAGGAUCGCCAGACUCAUCUCGGCCAGAAGCACUCCGGCUCCGCAUCUCGACCAUCCUGGGGUCCCGGCAUGGAGGCCUCAGAGUCCGGAGGUCUUCCCUACGACGAUGAAUCGAACCGAAACUCGCACGGCCUGAUGCUGCCGGGUGCCGCCGCCGGUGCUCCCGUCGAGGAGAAGCCCAAGGAGAAGAAGCGAUGGAUUGUCCGCGACCGAACAUGAUGCCCGCUCCAUGCUCGAUCUUGUUAACGCCAGUUCUGACCUCAUAACGAUUCUCCUUGCCAUGUCCGAGUUCAAAAGCACUUCGACAUUCUGUUCGCCUUACGAUAUAAACCGUGCAUUUAU
This is a messenger RNA of Fusarium oxysporum Fo47, 967 nucleotides long. RefSeq lists its product as uncharacterized. The record is from RefSeq and is a predicted model, not a curated record. The coding region runs from base 104 to 844 and encodes 246 amino acids. NCBI's taxonomy places the organism in Eukaryota, Fungi, Ascomycota, Sordariomycetes, Hypocreales, Nectriaceae. The transcript is spliced from 3 exons.